Molecule: messenger RNA, 762 nt
Organism: Diaporthe citri
Lineage: Eukaryota; Fungi; Ascomycota; Sordariomycetes; Diaporthales; Diaporthaceae
Exons: 2
Coding region: 1-762 (253 amino acids)
Source: RefSeq, a predicted model, not a curated record
AUGGCGAGCCAAUCCGACGACGAAGAGGGCUACGUCCCCAGCAAAUCUAUGGUCUCGAGGCUGCUCACAGUACUCCCAGUCGAGACACGUCUCCAGAUCUACAAGGAAGUCUUCCGUGGUUCGCGAGUAAUACUCCUAUCAGUCAAUCCACCUUACCCAUGGAGAAAGAGUUUUGCGCUUCGACCCUCACACCACCAUCAACUCCUCCUCGUCUGUACUCAGAUCUACGCCGAGGCGCUGUCCACCUACUGGUCCUCAACCAUCGUCGACAGCGCUCUGAACCCACUUUUCGAGACCGUCGACUUUUCCGAAGUCUUGCGAACGAUCCCCACUUUCGCACGACCUGUCAUCAGGGAGAUCCGGUGCAAGGGCUUCCGAGAGAGUGUUCCGGGUCUCAAUCUCAAGCAGUUCGUGGACCGUUUUGCCAGAAUUGAGACCGUCGUGAUGGAGCCUGCUUUCCUCUACGUCUCUCGCCGCUCCUACAAUAAUAGCGACUGGUCUGCCAACAUGAUCAUCAACAAGGUGCAGCGUGACUUGCGCAGACGGUUUCCUAUGUUUGGCUUUGAUGGUACCAGCAACAUUCAGGUCCUGCAGAGGGUGCAGUUCCCUGUGGUCGUCCGCUCGAGGGGUAUGCAAAUCCGGUUGGGCGCCAGAGACAAAUCCUAUCCUGCCAAGAUCUUCUUCAUCAACCACUUCAAGGGCCUUGUUGCCGAAGGCAGCAUUGACACACCGGAUGAGGUGGGCUUUCAGGAGGUCUUGUGA